This is a messenger RNA of Nelumbo nucifera (sacred lotus), 2780 nucleotides long. Its product is annotated as transcription factor EMB1444-like. NCBI's taxonomy places the organism in Eukaryota, Viridiplantae, Streptophyta, Magnoliopsida, Proteales, Nelumbonaceae. The record is from RefSeq and is a predicted model, not a curated record. Gene Ontology annotation, biological process: regulation of DNA-templated transcription. Gene Ontology annotation, molecular function: protein dimerization activity; DNA-binding transcription factor activity.
UCGAUGGUCUGGUCUCUGCAGAAACACUUGUAGCAGUGGGGAUUGAAAGAGACAUGUUUUGCAUCUCCUGAUCUCCUCCUAGUCCUAGUCGCCACAGAAAGAGCGGCUUGAUCCCUUCUUCUUCUUUUUCUUCGAAUAUCUUCAGAUUUCUAGGGCAAAUCUUUGAUAGCUUUAAUUUGCAUAGAUUUACGAAUCCAUAAUGCUUGGGUUUUUGUUUUGACUUCUGUCUGUGAUAAUUUGGUGGAAGAACUCUUGAGAUCGACGAGAUUUUGGUUUCUCCGAAGAUGAAGUCGAACGAGAAGCAUAGCUCGUGAAUACUUUUCCAUUCGUGACAGCCGAAAAAAGAACAUUUGCACACAGACUGAAGUCGGUGAAGUUAUCUCGUCGAGCUAGCCAGCUGGGUUCAGUAGAAUCUGACCUUCUCUCAAUAUCAGAUAAGAGGAAGAGAAGAUUACUCCGUGCGGUCUUAGUGGAGCUUUAAGCAAUUCGACUUUUGUUUCGAUUCAGAAGAAUUACGAAAACAGAAAGAAUUUUGCCUCUUAAAACGAUCUGAUGGAAUUACUCAAGUUUCUAUUGCUUUUGACCCUGGAAGAUGGAUAUUGUGAUUAUCCAAAGUCAGUAGAGCCAAUUGAAAGUAUAUCAGACGAUGUCUGCUUAAAGGAGAUAAAUGGGUUUAAAUCUUUCCAAUGUGAAACAAGCACAUCAGAUGGAACUUCUGUGGAAUGUCCAAUUGGUUUAGCAGUAGCAAAUAUGUCAUGCCAAGUUUACUCACUUGGAGAAGGGACUGUUGGUAAAGUUGCAUCUUCAGCAAAGCAUUGUUGGAUUUUUUCUGACAAGGUCUACAGUGGUAUCAACUCUAAGUUGGUUGAGUAUCCAGAUGAAUGGGCACUUCAGUUUGCAGCUGGUAUCAAGACGAUUUUACUUGUACCUGUUACACAUGGCGUUGUGCAACUUGGCUCUCUGGAAAUGGUUGAUGAAGAUCUUAUGCUGGUUGCUCGUAUCAAGGAUAUGUUCAACACCCUUCAGUAUAUUGGAGGAACUCCCCUGCCUUUAACUUUAAGAAAGGACCUCCUAGCUCUUCAACCAUCCUCACUGGCAUCUCUCUUCUUGGAGAACUUAGCUGAUCCAUUUGCUAUUCCCAGUAACAUGCUAAAUCCAAUCCAAACAGAAGCAUUAAUGAAGAAUCCAUUUUUUUGGGAUGAUUCUCAGACAACAGAAAUCAAACUGUCAAAUAUAAGUCACCAGUUUAUGCCACUAUCAUUUGUUCAAGACAGCUUUCAGGUCCUCAGAAGCACAAAGGAUGCUGAGUUUGAUGUUCUGUCAAUGGACUCUUCUGAAGAAGCAUCAGUGAUUCAAAAUCAGUUUUUGAAUGCUAACCAUUCGGAGAUAAUGGAAGGAAACAUGCUUAGUUUUCCUUCUCUUGAGGAAGGUUUGCAGGCCUCUUAUCAAUGUGAUGGUCCUAACAUAGGAGACACAAAUUUGAACAUGGAUUUUUAUCCGGUUGGAGAUAUGAUGGAUCAACCAUUCAGAUAUGAGACUAUUGAUGAGAUGGAUCAGAUUGACAUCAGUGGCUUUUCAAAUUUUUCCAUAGAAUCUGAGCUAUACAAAGCACUUGGCCCAGAUUUUCAGAGAGGAACCAAUGAAUUCCUAUUUGACUCAACUAUUCCAUGCCAGGAUAUAUGUGGGAGAUCAAAUCCAACCUGGCAUAGAGAUCUCACCGGGAGAAUUGAGCAAGCAGAUGUGGAAUCUAAUUCAUGUUUUAAGAAAGGAAGUGAUGCUGAACAUCUCUUGGGUGCCAUGGUUGCCAACUUAUAUGGUUCUUCAGAUGAUACUGCAUCUUACAGAUCUAACAAUGUCUCACUAACUACUUCCUCAGGGCAGCUAGGUGCUUCUUACCAAACACAGUGUCCAUCUGAAGGUAGGCUGUUGGUAGGAGAUGAUUCUGUUCCAUGGUACAAAUUGAGGUCUUCAUUUGUGUCAGGAGGAAAACAGGUUACUAGUACCACUCAACCUGGGGCAUCUUCAUUGACAAGCAUGAUGAGCAAAGUGAUUGACAAAGAACAAAGAAAAAAGGAGUUUGGAUCUAAGAGGGGCUCAAAGUCGUCUCAUGUUAAUCAAAGAAAGUCCAAAUCCAUUGAUAUUCAGAGGCCAAGGCCUAGGGACAGACAGAUGAUUCAAGAUCGCGUUAAGGAAUUACGAGAACUUGUCCCAAAUGGUGCAAAGUUUAGCAUUGAUGCGCUAUUAGACCAAACUAUUAAGCACAUGCUGUUCUUAAGAAGUGUUGCAAAUCAAGCCAAGAAAUUGGGGCAGUGCAUGCGUCCAAAGAACAUUGGUUGUAAGAACUGGAAAUCUGGAAGCCAGAGUCACCAGAAUGGCACCAGGCCCUUUCAAAUGGGAACUCAACUAGGAGCGUGCCCUAUAGUGGUGGAAGAUCUGGACUACCCAGGACACAUGCUCAUUGAGAUGUUAUGUGACGAACAUGGACUAUUCCUCGAAAUUGCUCAAGUUAUCCGACACCUAGAGCUGACCAUCAUAAAAGGCGUGAUGGAGAGCCGGUCGAACAAAAUCUGGGCCCAUUUUAUUGUCGAGGCUUCGAGUGGUUUUCAAAGAACGGAUGUAUUCUGGCCCUUGAUGCAGUUAUUACAGCGGAGCGGCAAUCCCAUCGCAAGCAAGUUUUGAUGCUUUUUCGCUCUUAAUGAUAUGGAAACUCUCCAAGAUUGUAUCGGACUAAAGAUAUACAUAAUGAUUAUUUAUGUUGCACAACACGAGCGAUUAUUUUC